This is a messenger RNA of Symbiodinium sp. CCMP2592, 2067 nucleotides long. NCBI's taxonomy places the organism in Eukaryota, Dinophyceae, Suessiales, Symbiodiniaceae. The record is from the annotation of a GenBank genome assembly.
AUGGAGGAAGUGAUGGACGUCCUGAUGAUCACGUUAAGUGUUAUGGGAGUAAUCUUCCUCAUCCAGCAAGUGAUGAAAGGGUAUAAGAUUCUGUACAACAAGCUGAAAGUCCGGAGGACUGGUGGGCCAGCCACCUGGCGAGAGUGGUAUGAUGUUGACGAAAUCGCAGAAGAUGCUCAGCAACCAGAAGACGAAGUGACCAUUAGCAACAACAGACCAGAAGAACUUACGGAAGAAGAAUGGGACCAAAUGAAGAGCAAGGAGAAGAAGGAUCAAGGUCUUGAUACACUGAUCGAAGAAAGGCCCGGGCGAUCCGUGAAAGGCGAGACGCGAAUCACAAAGCCCGGCAGCCACCUGCGCUCCGAAGGCACCAUCAAGCGGCUGCAGCUUUACAACUCCAAGCCGGAUCUGAAGAGAAGGAAGGAGCAGGCGCUGAAGCCCGUGCGCAUCCAGCCGGACCGGCGCUGGUUUGGCAACACGCGCGUCAUUGCCCAAGACAAGAUGCAGCACUUCCGGGAGACGAUUGCCAAGGGCGUGGAAGAUCCGUAUUCCGUGGUCUUGAAGAGUUCCAAGCUCCCCAUGUCCCUGCUCCGGGAGACCCAGGAGAAGGCCUCGCGCAUGGACCUUCUGUCCGUCUCCCCUUUCCAAGAGGUCUUCAGCAGGAAGCACCAGCAGAAGCGGGCGAAAAUCGGAGCUACAGACCUGGAAGGGCUUCUGGAGGCUGCGGAGAAGCGGGCGGAAGGCUACAGCAAAGGCAGCAACGACCACCGUGCCCUCGUCGAUGCUGAUGGGCAUGAAAAGGAGGAGGAAGCGGCUGGUGGCCACUUUGGCGAGGAGAUUUUCAACAAGGGUACCUCGAGGAGAAUCUGGGCCGAGCUCUACAAGGUCGUGGAUGCUGCCGACGUCCUUUGCUUCGUGCUUGAUGCCCGGGAUCCAAUGGGCACCCGGUGCAAGCAGCUGGAGAGAGAGCUGCGGAGGAGCCGACAGCACAAGCACAUUGUCCUCCUCAUCAACAAAGUGGAUCUUGUGCCCACGUGGGUGACUCGCCGGUGGGUACAAGAACUCACGAGAGAUUUUCCCACAUUGGCUUUCCAUGCAUCCAUCACGAAUCCGUUUGGCAAGAAUGCCCUUCUCAACCUCCUGCGACAAUUCGGCAACCUCUUGAAGGAGAAGAAGCAUGUGACCGUCGGAAUGAUUGGCUACCCGAACGUAGGCAAAUCUUCCGUCAUCAACACCUUGAAGAGGAAGAAGGUCUGCAAAGCCGCGCCGGUGCCCGGCGAAACCCGUGUGUGGCAGUACAUCGCUCUGACAAAGCGGAUUUAUCUCCUGGACUGCCCGGGCAUCGUCCCGGCGACGCAGAGCGACUUCGCGCAGGACUGCGCCAAGGUCUUGAAGGGCGUGGUGCGAGCUGAGCGUCUCAAGACACCUUCGGACUACAUCCACGAGGUGCUGGAGCGGGUGAAGAAGCCCUACUUGCUCCAGCGAUACCGCCUGCCAGCGGAGACCACCUGGCGGGACAGCGAGGAGUUCCUCAGCAUCUUAGGGAAGAAGAUGGGGAAGCUCGUGAAGGGUGGGGAAGCGGACAUUGACACUGCAGCUCGCAUCGUCCUCUACGAUUGGCAGCGCGGCCGAAUCCCCUACUUCACCGCGCCCCCGAACGAGAACGAGAAGGAAGAGGAACAUGACGAGGAAGUGGCAGCAGCCGUCGACACCGAGGGUUCAGGAGAUGGGACGGCAGAAGUCCGCCGCGAUCUGUCGAAACAGCGGUCGAAACAGAUGUCAGGAGAGCCGAAGGAGAAGGAGUCGUCCCAUCCGGCGGCCCAGUCCCUGGAGGCUUUGAAGGAGAUCCCAAAGGCGCACGCUUUCGACGAGGAGGACUGUGGAGGAGACCUGGGAGAGCUUUGCGCGGAGUCGGCGCCGGCGGCAGUUUCCGCUGAGGCGCGGGCGCGCGGAAGCGGAAGUCCCGAUGUUUGGUCUCUGGUGCCAGGGCACUGGGUGGAGCUUUUCUUUCAAGAUGUCGCAUCGUUGGACGGCACGCAACCUGCGUUUCACGUGUGGAGAAAGUGA